Molecule: messenger RNA, 192 nt
Organism: Paramecium sonneborni
Lineage: Eukaryota; Ciliophora; Oligohymenophorea; Peniculida; Parameciidae
Source: the annotation of a GenBank genome assembly
AUGAAGAAGAAAAAUCUUUUCAAAAUCUUCCAAAAAAGGUUAUGGUAGGGUCAGAAAAAUGGAAAAGAAGACUUAGUAUUCCCAAUUUAUUUGCCUCAUAUUUUGAAGUUUUAGGGGAAUGGGAAUGGGAAUGGGAUUUGGAGUGGGAAUAGUUUAACUGAAUUUUUUAAGAAUCUUUCUAAAAAUUUUUGA